This is a messenger RNA of Orycteropus afer afer, 996 nucleotides long. RefSeq names its product transmembrane BAX inhibitor motif containing 6 (gene TMBIM6). The record is from RefSeq and is a predicted model, not a curated record. Gene Ontology annotation, biological process: negative regulation of apoptotic signaling pathway; negative regulation of endoribonuclease activity; negative regulation of RNA splicing. Gene Ontology annotation, molecular function: enzyme binding. Gene Ontology annotation, cellular component: mitochondrial membrane. Lineage: Eukaryota; Metazoa; Chordata; Mammalia; Tubulidentata; Orycteropodidae.
AUGUCACACUCGUCUGUGACACGGAAGACUUGGUUACUCGGAAGCCAACAGCAAAGGAGUGAGGUGAAAAAAGAGGCCGGAGCUUGGCCUGGCUUCCCAGGGCCGCAAGAGCCCUCUCUGGUCUUACUGGUUACCUUUGGACAGCAGUGGCUGUGUCCCACAGACUCUGGCACCAUGAACAUAUUUGAUCGGAAGAUCAACUUUGAUGCGCUCUUAAAAUUUUCCCACAUAACCCCCUCAACACAGCAGCACCUGAAGAAGGUCUACGCCAGUUUCGCCCUCUGUAUGUUUGUGGCGGCUGCAGGGGCCUAUGUCCACGUGGUCACUCACUUCAUUCAGGCUGGCCUACUCUCUGCCCUGGGAUCCCUGGGAUUGAUGAUUUGGCUUAUGGCAACACCUCAUAGCCAUGAAACUGAGCAAAAAAGACUGGGACUUCUUGCUGGAUUUGCUUUCCUUACAGGAGUUGGACUGGGCCCUGCCCUGGAGUUGUGCAUUUCCAUCAAUCCUAGCAUCCUUCCCACUGCUUUCAUGGGUACAGCAAUGAUCUUCACCUGUUUCACCCUGAGCGCACUCUAUGCCAGACGUCGUAGCUACCUCUUCCUGGGGGGUAUCUUGAUGUCAGCCAUGAGCCUGAUGGUCUUGUCCUCACUGGGCAACCUUUUCUUUGGAUCUGUUUGGCUUUUCCAGGCAAAUCUGUAUGUGGGGCUGGUGGUCAUGUGUGGCUUUGUCCUUUUUGAUACUCAACUCAUUAUUGAAAAGGCUGAAAAUGGAGAUAAGGAUUAUAUCUGGCAUUGCAUUGACCUUUUCCUGGAUUUUGUUACUCUAUUCAGAAAACUCAUGAUGAUCCUGGCUAUGAAUGAGAAGGACAAGAAAAAAGACAAGAAGUAAAAUGACCAUCCAGCCUUUCCCAAUUUGACUUCCUCUCCCACACCCCUCAUUUCCUCUUUGCACACAUUACAGGUGGCGUGUUCUGUGAUAAUGAAAAGCAUCAGAAAA